This is a messenger RNA of Plenodomus lingam JN3, 312 nucleotides long. RefSeq lists its product as uncharacterized. Lineage: Eukaryota; Fungi; Ascomycota; Dothideomycetes; Pleosporales; Leptosphaeriaceae. Gene Ontology annotation, cellular component: nucleus. Gene Ontology annotation, molecular function: guanyl-nucleotide exchange factor activity; small GTPase binding. The record is from RefSeq and is a predicted model, not a curated record. Gene Ontology annotation, biological process: protein import into nucleus.
AUGCAGAACAAUCCCGAAUCCUCCCCGCCAUCCAUGUCCUUCACAAACACGCCCCUCUACGGCGGUGCCAUAACCCUCGACAUCCCCUCGACCUUUGCCGACGCCUCCCAAAUCCGCCAAAUCCCCGACCACCAAGAAGUCUACCUCGACGCCGCGGGCUACGCCAGCAUCGUCGUCGAGAUCCUCGAGUAUGUAGAGCAAGGGAGUGACGAGGCGGCACUGCAGUUUCAUUUUGGAGAGGUGGUGGAGGGGACGGGGGAUGCGACUACGGUUUUGGAGCAGAGGGUCGAGGGGAUGAGGGGGAUGCCGUGA